Merops nubicus (carmine bee-eater) is the source of this 531-nucleotide messenger RNA. RefSeq names its product carbonic anhydrase XII (gene CA12). The transcript is spliced from 5 exons. The record is from RefSeq and is a predicted model, not a curated record. Gene Ontology annotation, cellular component: plasma membrane. The annotation marks the transcript as partial. Gene Ontology annotation, molecular function: zinc ion binding; carbonate dehydratase activity. Lineage: Eukaryota; Metazoa; Chordata; Aves; Coraciiformes; Meropidae.
AUGUCAGCCAAGAGCUUCAGUAUAGUCACAGUCACUACCGUGCUUAUUUUCUUCCUACAGCUACAACUCUCUGUGCAAGCGCCGCUGAAUGGGUCAAAAUGGUCCUAUAUUGGUCCUGAUGGAGAGAAGGCCUGGCCAAAGAAAUACCCAUUUUGUGGAGGAGUUUUCCAAUCACCAAUAGAUUUCCACAAAGAUAUUCUCCAGUAUGAUUCUGAUCUCUUGCCUUUAGAAUUCAUAGGCUAUAAUGUGUCCUCCACUGACCAUUUUACGUUGACCAAUAAUGGCCAUUCAGUGAAAAUGUACCUGUUGCCUACUAUGUACAUCAGAAACCUCCCAUUUGAAUACACUGCAUCUCAGCUUCACCUACACUGGGGAAACAGCAACAAGUCAGAAGGCUCAGAGCACACAGUCAGUGGGAAGCAUUUUGCAGCAGAGCUGCAUAUUGUACAUUAUAACUCUGAGAAAUAUCCAGAUAUAACAGCAGCAAUGGACAAAGGAGAUGGACUGGCAGUUUUGGCUAUUCUUCUCGAG